Messenger RNA from Micropterus dolomieu (smallmouth bass), 3948 nucleotides. RefSeq names its product protein disulfide isomerase family A, member 5 (gene pdia5). Gene Ontology annotation, cellular component: endoplasmic reticulum. Gene Ontology annotation, biological process: protein folding. Bases 57 to 1643 code for a protein of 528 amino acids. Lineage: Eukaryota; Metazoa; Chordata; Actinopteri; Centrarchiformes; Centrarchidae. The transcript has 17 exons. Gene Ontology annotation, molecular function: protein disulfide isomerase activity. The record is from RefSeq and is a predicted model, not a curated record.
CCAAGAAUCCAGGGAAAACCGAUUGCGCCUGCGUAUCCAGACGUGGCAACGGCAUCAUGGCCUCUUGGAACCGCUUCGGGAGUCGGAUGAGAGAGGCGAAAAUGUUCAUGUUGGUGUAUCUGGUGUGGCUGCUGCCAGUGCUGGAAGCGGUGAAGGUGUCUCCUCUCAUUGAGAAAGUCAGCGACCACAAAGACUUUAAGAAGCUGCUCAGGACGAGAACCAACGUUCUGGUGCUCUACACCAAGACAGCUACAUCAGGGGACUCCCACCUCAAACUGCUAUCAGAUGUGGCCCAGACAGUAAAGGGCCAGGGGACUAUUGCCUGGGUCAACUGUGGAGAUUCAGAGGGUCGUAAGCUCUGUAAGAAAGUGAAGGUGGACCCGAGCUCCAAACGUGGAGGAGCAGAGCUGUUGCAUUACAAAGAAGGUGCGUUCCACACAGAGUACAACAGGCCAGCUACCUUCAAGUCCAUGGUAUCGUUCUUGAAAGACCCAUCAGGACCCCCAUUGUGGGAAGAGAACCCAGAGGCAAAAGAUAUCGUCCACAUAGAGACAGAAAAGGACUUCAGGAAGCUGCUGAAGAAAGAGGAGAGGCCAGUCCUCAUAAUGUUCUAUGCUCCCUGGUGCGGAGUUUGUAAGAGAAUGCAGCCCAUCUUUCAGCAAGCGGCCACAGAGACAAAGGGGAAAUAUGUACUGGCGGGGAUGAAUGUGAACCCAGCUGAGUUUGACGGCCUCAAGCAGGAGUACAACGUCAAAGGAUACCCAACCUUCUGCUACUUUGAGAAGGGGAAGUUCCUUUACCACUAUGAAAACUAUGGAGCCACAGCCAAGGAUAUUGCCGACUGGAUGAAGACACCUCAGCCACCCCAGCCUAAGACCCCUGAGGUACCGUGGUCGGAGACUGACUCCCCGGUUUUCCACCUGACCGAUGAGUCCUUUGACAGCUUCCUGGAGGAACAUCCCGCAGCCCUGGUCAUGUUCUAUGCACCGUGGUGUGGUCACUGCAAGAAGAUGAAGCCAGAGUAUGAUGAAGCUGCUGAAAUACUCAACAAGGGUGCAAACAGUCCGGGUGUGUUGGCAGCAGUGGAUUCCACAGUGCACAAGGCUGUUGGGGAUCGUUUCAAGAUUUCUGGUUUCCCAACUGUUAAGUAUUUCGAGAAAGGUGAGGAGAAGUACACGCUGCCACAGCUCCGAAGCAAAGACAAGAUCAUCGAGUUCAUGCACAAUCCCCAGGCACCUCCUCCACCAGAGCAAUCUUGGGAGGACAAGCCCUCCAGCGUCAGCCAUCUCGGAUCAGAGGAUUUUCGAGAGGCACUGAAGAAGAAAAAACAUGCUCUGGUCAUGUUCUACGCUCCCUGGUGUCCACACUGUAAAAACGCUGUUCCCCACUUUACUACAGCAGCAGAGCUCUUCAAAGAGGACCGCAAGAUUGUGUAUGCUGCUGUGGACUGUACAAAAGGACAGAACCAUGAGCUUUGUAAACAGGAAGGGGUGGAGGGCUACCCAACGUUUAACUACUACAACUAUGGCAAGUUUGUGGAAAAAUACAAUGGAGAUCGUGGGGAGGGGGGCUUCGUAAGUUUUAUGCGCAGCCUAAGAGGACGUGAUCAAGAAAAGGUUGUCAAGAGGAAGGAGGAGCUCUGAGGGCCAUGUGCUGGGAGGGGGCGUUGCACUACACAGUUUGUCAUUGCACUGUGACCCUUGACGUGGCAAGGGUCCUAUCAGCACUGACAUGGGAGACUUGAUGACCUCAGCGAAAGGCUAUUUUUUUUUAUACCGUGGUGAUGAUGUUUGUAAUAAUACCAACAGAGUACCUACAGUCAGACCGACCACUUGAGACUUCUUUUUCAUGGAUUUUCUGAUGGGCAAAAAAGUGAUUACCCCCCCCUCCCUUCCCCAACACUGUGACUGCAUAUGUGAAAAGCUAAACCCAAUACUGUAUCUAUGCAAUACUGACCUCUGUUUAGCUCUUCAGGGGUCUGUGUGUCUGAUCAACACCCGUGGUGGGUGGUGGGCAUCAUUAUUUAAAGGUGGAGGUUGCGCUGUCAAUCACUCCACAGGGGUCCUAAUCCAGUCCCAUCAAACCUGCUCUUCUCCUUGAAGGGACACAUUUUGACAGAUGCGUGUUGGCUCCAACAUUUUUGGACAGAACAUCAAGUCCAGAACCAUCCAGAAUAUUGCUUUGUUAUCCUUACAGAUCAGUUGGAAGAUAACUGAGUUUAACACCAAGAUCUCUUUUUGAAAAAAGCCCAUAGCUGAUACAGUAAAAUGUAAAGUGCUACUGUAUAAGGUACUUCAGCAAUGUGAAAUAGGUGAAAUCUGUGAAAUCAUGGCCAAAGGGUCAAUAUUCUGUAUGGUUUUGGGCUCUCAUGAUUAGUUUUGCUUUUAGAAAGGACUUACACACUUUUGUUUGCUUAAAACUGUGGCCUUAAAGAUAUAAAACUUUUUUUAAAAUGCUGGUAUUGCAGAAAUAUAAAAUAAUAAGUGGAGGAGAAUCAGAGGCUUGGUGCCCUUGCAAUUCCCUCGAGUCAUGGACCAGAGCAAGUUAAAGGAGAAGAAAAAAAAAAGACAAGAACAUGAAAUGCCAAAUAUUCUUCUGCACAUUGCCCUUGAUAUUUUCAUGCUUUGUACAUUUCCAGAUAUUAACAACAUUCACAGCUGUAGUGGCCUCUUGUACAAGUUUGGGGCUCAUUUACAAAAGCAUGGGAGAUGCUCAAGUAUGGUGGCUAAAUGUUGCAUGUUGAUCAUAAAAUUUCAACAAAGCAUGACCCUUUCCUCCGUUGACUGAAGUAAUCAUGGAUUCCACCCAGUAUCCCACAAUUCCCUCUGCAUCCACACACAUACUGGAAUAAUUCAGACCUCUGGUUUACACUCUGGGCAUUCAGGGUUUUUGUUUAAGGGUACCCAGUCUGUAUUAUGCCAUGUGUUUCCAAUGAGCCAAAAUUCUUCUGGACCGUUCUGUCUCAGUCUGUGUCUGCCUGCCAUUGCUUGGCCUAGACUUGCUCAGCUUCAGUUGGCUUGGACAGUGCUCUCCCAUGCCUUCCAUCAUAUUCCAAGGGAUGUCUUCAUAGUGCAGCACAUCCAAGGAGUAAGGAAGUGAAGUCUGCCCUAGCUGCAUAAGACCAUUGAUUUGGCGGCAUCAUCAUUACUUUUGUGGGUUUUUUUUUUUUAAAAGUGCGUUUUCAACUCCCACGCUUUGGCCACUAUAAAUAAUUAAAUGCUUAUCUGUAGCUGAACUUGUGUUUUAUAAUUCAAGACUUUGGUUUCUUUCAUUAUGAAUAAGGUUCUCAGGGAUAGCGAAACACAAUUAAAGGGAACUAGUUUGUUUGUAAGUUUGCAUUCCAGCUGAAUAAUUUUGAGCCCUUAGGUCACCAAAUUAAAUAUUGUUUAUGUUUGUAUCCCAAGAAAAAAUAAAUCAAUUGAAAUGUAAUUUUUCUGUUCCAUAUCAUGACAUGUAUUGAAUAAGACAUAUAUUCAGUUGAUGUUACUGAACCAUUUCUCGUCAGACACUAUCAUCGUGAUUUUUAACGGAAGUGAAACUGUCUCAGACAGGCUGGCACCAAACACAUGUUUGUGUUCAAUAUGACUUUAAUAUUUUAUGGUAUGCAAGGGCAUUUUGAAAGAGUGCUUUACACAGUUAGGUGUUGACAUAUUGCUGUAAUUAGGUGUUCAUUCUCCUCUCGAGGGGAAACGACAACCUUUGUGUACUGUGUCCAAGUGUUUUUUUGUUUAGGAGCCUCCACAGUGACAUCACAUGUUUGUUGAAUAAUAUAACAACCACCUCUAUCUUAUCCCAAAGGUAUCCAUGUUGUGUGGGAAUUUGUCUCACUUAUGCCAAGAAGUCAUUGUUGCCUUUGUUGAUUUUUCUGUGCCCAGCCAUACAUACAGUUUUGCCCCUUAGUCAGGACCUUGCAAAGUAAAAAAAUGAAUAAAGUCAUACAUUUCCAAA